Molecule: messenger RNA, 402 nt
Organism: Gongylonema pulchrum
Lineage: Eukaryota; Metazoa; Nematoda; Chromadorea; Rhabditida; Gongylonematidae
Source: the annotation of a GenBank genome assembly
AUGAACAGCGACGUAUUGGCAAGCACAUUAUGGAUCAACAAUCCUGAUAAGCGCGUUGAAAUACUGAAAAAUUUUGCACUCGAUCGGGCAAAAUUCAAGCAAGAAACUCCGUUACUGGAUUACGCACUGAAAGUGGAGAAAAUAACAACGGCUAAAAAAGCAAAUUUGAUUCUGAAUGUUGAUGGCGCAAUUGGUAUUAUUUUUGUUGAUAUACUUCGAUAUUCGGGCAUGUUCACGCAGGCGGAAGCACAAGAAACCAUUGAGAUUGGAGCGCUGAACGGUCUUUUCGUGCUUGGACGAAGCAUCGGAUUUGUCGGUAAGUCCAUGUUCAAAUUCAGCCGAACUAAAUCUUCAGGAGGAGGAUGGGGAGGGAUAACGCAGGUGUCGUAUUUCUGCGACUAA